Messenger RNA from Schizosaccharomyces japonicus yFS275, 585 nucleotides. RefSeq lists its product as hypothetical. The record is from RefSeq and is a predicted model, not a curated record. Bases 1 to 585 code for a protein of 194 amino acids. Lineage: Eukaryota; Fungi; Ascomycota; Schizosaccharomycetes; Schizosaccharomycetales; Schizosaccharomycetaceae. The transcript has a single exon.
AUGGUUGUUCACCAGGACAAAUGGAAGAAAAAGGCUACAUUGGCUUAUAAAAAGAAGCAUAAUAUACCUACUUAUAAGCCAAAACCUCAACAGCCAGAGCUCGAAUCAAAUGAAUGGCGGUUUGAAAACGCUCCUGAGUUUUUUGGCUCUGACGAACCUGCAGAAAACUCUAUAGGUGCAGCAAUUGGCGAUGCGUUGGACGUUCAAGAACCAGAAGAGGAAAUUGAUUACUCAAAGUUAAAUUUCAAGCCUACAGAAGGCAUUUUUAAGAAGCAACGGAAGAAGCAUUUGCAGACAAUUCAACGUGACAGCGUCUCGGAACUGUUAGAGACUGUUGAAUAUGAAAAAACGAUAGAUUCGAUUAAAAAACGUUACAACGUGGAAAGAGAGCGAUCUUCUGUUGCAACUCUUUCCAAGGGUCAGGAUUUUGAUUCAUUUCUUGAAGAGCUGGAUGGACAAUCAGACGCACUAGAGAAGCAAAUAAAUAAAGAUGGGGGAUCAUCUAAAAGCAAUCAGUUUGCACCCAUAAAAAGUAAGAAAGUUCUUGAAAAGGACCAAGCUUGGUUAGAUGCGCUUUUGCAAUGA